GGAGCUGAGGGAAAAACAGGCUGUGGUUGGAAGUGACAUCACUUGAGGUUUUCUAGCGGGCUUUUAAAAAGCAACGAGAUCUGCCACUCGUUAAAUACCAGGGUCCACUUACGAACUGCUCUUGAGGAUUAAGAAAAAGGCUGCCACAGUAGAAUAUGCACUGGGAAAAACCUUCCGAGCAGCCCGAACCGCGGCCGUACCAGGGGGUUCGUGUGAAAGAGCCAGUCAAGGAAUUACUGAAGAGAAAACGGGGGACUCUUAAUAACACUAUAGUGACGUCACCUCCCACAGUUGUGCUCCCACAUGCUGCACUGUCAACAUAUUCACCAGUCGGCUACUCGGGUUCUAUGGAAGUUGGCAGCAGUGGCUCAGAACCUCUGUACGGAGAGGAUGGCACUAUCUGUACGGCUUGGAUUGCUCAGCCCUCAUCUGCCGCUCUUCAGCCGCUGACGCACUGGGCACCCUGCCCCGAGUACCUCCCCCUCGAUGGCUCCGCCCCCGCCUACACUGCGGACAUGUAUGUGCAGCCCAUGUGCCCUAGCUACGCUGUGGUGGGCCCCCCCUCGGUGCUGACGUACACCUCAACACCUCUCUUCACAAACUUCGCAGAACCACAUAAACAGGAAAACUGUCCCGCUAUAAAGAAUGCAAUACCAUGGGCUCAAGAUCUCUAUUUUCUUUCCCAGCCAAGGCAUCCCGCUCCGUCCCCCAUCCCGCAAGGGGAGCUCCAAGACCCGCAAACUCAAGUGGCUUACUUUCCCUGGGCUCAGUCCAUCUCUGCCCUGCCAGCCCAGGCCUUUCAGUGCCCCUCCUCCACCACGCCCUUCACCAGCCCUCAGCUGGUGCCCCUGCCCGUCACAGUGCCAGAGCCAGCUGCCCAGGAGCUGGAGGAGGCGCACAGGACCCUGGGGAGCAUGCCCAUUGAGAAGCUCCUACAGGAGGACCAAGACAGAGACACGAUUCUGCAUAUUUAUACAGCCAAGGGAAUGAGGGAAUACGCCAUUGUAGCUGCUGAGAAAAUGAGCAGGCUCAGAAGCAUAGACGCCAAGGAGCACCAUGGGAAGACUGCUCUUUUGGUUGCAGUCGCUGCCAAUCAGCCCUACAUCGCUCAUGACCUCAUCAUGCUCGGGGCAGACAUCAACAUGGUCGAUGACAAAGGUCAGACAGCCCUGCACCUUGCUGCUACUUACGGCUUCUUGGAAGUUAUUCAGGUGAUAUUGUCCACAACGAUGACCAUCAGUUUAGAAAUAUUGGACUUUGAAGGUCACACUCCUCUGCACUGUGCUGUUUUAACCCAUAAUUCCAUGCACCGGGAACUGAACAACGACCUCACAAUCUCCCCUGAGAGACAGAAAGAACUGGAGAGGCGCAUUGUCGAAGUGAUGGCCUGCAUUAAACUAUUAGUCCAGGCUGGAGCCAAUGUUACCAGCCAGGAUGUAAAAAGCAGUAAGUCUGUGCUGCACCUCACAGUUCAAGAAGGGAACUAUUUACUCCUGAAAUUCUUUUUAGAACUGAACACUGGGAAGGAUGAGGAGUUUAUCAACAUGAAGGCUCAUAGUAACACAGCUCUGCACAUGGCUGCCGCCCUGAGGAAUGAAAUCCACCAAGAAGAAAUCAUUAAGCUGCUCCUGCAUCACGCCGCUGACCCCAGCAUCCGGAAUCUGGAGAACGAGCAGCCCAUUCACCUGGUCCAGCCUGGAGAGGAGGGGGAGAGGGUGAGGCAGUUACUGAGGAAGGGCAGGGCAGGGCUCGUCCACAAUCAUCGAAGCUCAUCGUCCUCCUAGGAAAUAAGGGUCCCAACAUCAAUCACAAUGUGUCGCCUCUACCAUCUCCCCCUGCUGCACCACCCUGAAUGUGGACUGUAUAUUUACUGACUUAAUUCUUUAUAUACAGUGUGUAU
Polyodon spathula (Mississippi paddlefish) is the source of this 1900-nucleotide messenger RNA. Its product is annotated as NF-kappa-B inhibitor delta-like. The record is from RefSeq and is a predicted model, not a curated record. Lineage: Eukaryota; Metazoa; Chordata; Actinopteri; Acipenseriformes; Polyodontidae. Gene Ontology annotation, molecular function: POU domain binding; DNA binding. Bases 156 to 1784 code for a protein of 542 amino acids. The transcript has 12 exons. Gene Ontology annotation, biological process: regulation of gene expression. Gene Ontology annotation, cellular component: nucleus.